Molecule: messenger RNA, 3383 nt
Organism: Rhea pennata
Lineage: Eukaryota; Metazoa; Chordata; Aves; Rheiformes; Rheidae
Gene: ANO8
Product: anoctamin 8
Exons: 18
Coding region: 1-3375 (1124 amino acids)
Source: RefSeq, a predicted model, not a curated record
AUGCCCGACCCGCCGGCGGCAGCGCAGGACGCCGAGCGGCCCCGGCGGGCCCCGGCCGGCGAGGAGCGAGCGGAGCCGGCGGCCCCGGCCGGCGUCCUGGAUAAACUCUUCGGGAAGCGGCUGCUCCAGGCCGGGCGCUACAUCAUGUCCCACAAAGCCUGGAUGAAGACGGUGCCCACGGAGAACUGCGACGUGCUCAUGACCUUCCCGGACACCACCGACGACCACACGCUGCUCUGGCUCCUCAACCACAUCCGCCUGGGCAUCCCCGAGCUCAUCGUGCAGGUGCGGCACCACAAGCACACGCGCGCCUACGCCUUCUUCGUCACGGCCACCUACGAGAGCCUGCUGCGCGGCGCCGACGAGAUCGGGCUGCGGAAGCCGGUGAAAGCCGAGUUCGGCGGCGGCAUGCGCAGCUUCUCCUGCGAGGAGGACUACAUCUACGAGAACAUCGAGAACGAGCUCUACUUCUUCACCUCUCAGGAACGGCAAAACAUCAUCAGGUACUGGCUGGAGAACCUGCGGGCCAAGCAGGGCGAGUCGCUGCACAACAUCCACUUCUUGGAGGGGCAGCCCAUCAUCCCGGAGCUGGCCGCCCGCGGCGUCAUCCAGCAGGUCUUCCCGCUGCACGAGCAGAGGAUCCUCAAGCGGCUCAUGAAGUCCUGGGUGCAGGCGGUGUGCGAGGCCCAGCCGCUCGACGACAUCUGCGACUACUUCGGCGUGAAGAUCGCCCUGUACUUCGCCUGGCUGGGCUUCUACACCUCGGCCAUGGUGUACCCCGCCGUCUUCGGCUCCAUCCUCUACACCUUCACCGAGAGCGACCAGACCAGCCAGGAUAUCUGCUGCGUGGUCUUCGCCAUCUUCAACGUCAUCUGGGCCACGCUCUUCCUGGAGGAGUGGAAGCGCCGCGGCGCCGAGUUCGCCUACAAGUGGGGGACGCUGGACACCCCGGCCGAGUCCAUCGAGGAGCCGCGGCCGCAGUUUCGGGGCGUUAAGAGGAUCAGCCCCGUGACCAGCGCCGAGGAGUUUUACUACCCGCCGUGGAAGCGGCUGCUCUUCCAGUGCCUGGUCAGCCUGCCGCUCUGCCUCGUCUGCCUCUCCUUCGUCUUCCUCGUCAUGCUGGGGUGCUUCCAGAUCCAGGAGCUGGUGCUGAGCGUCAAGGAGCUGCCCCGAAUCAUCCGCUUCCUGCCCAAGAUCGUCCUGGCCGUCAUCGUCACGGCCUGCGACGAGGUGUACAAGAAGAUCGCGUACUGGCUGAACGACAUGGAGAACUACCGGCUGCAGAGUGCCUACGAGAAACACCUCAUCAUCAAAAUAGUGCUGUUUCAGUUUGUGAACUCGUACCUGAGUCUUUUCUACAUCGGUUUCUACCUCAAGGACAUGGAGCGGCUGAAGGAGCUCCUGCUCAUCUUCUCUUUCUCCCAAAGCCUCGCGCGUCAGCUCAAAGAGGCCCUCCUCCCCUUCAUCUUCCUCCACCUCCACCUCUUUAUCAUCUUCCUUAAGGGCCUCCUGGGCUUUUGCUGGAGACUGGGAGUAUCCAAAAUGCUGGCCACGCUGCUCGUCACGCGCCAGUUCCUGCAGAACGUCAAGGAGGUGUCGCAGCCCCACCUGUACCGCAGGCUGCGCCGCGGGGAGCUGAGCCUCCGCGGCCUCCGCGAGCUCUCCCACGCCGUCCUCCGGCUGCUCGCCCGCCGCGGCCCCGCGCCCCGCCGCGGCCCCCCGGCCCCGGGCCCCGCGCCGCCGGCCGCCGAGCGGGCGCCGCGGGGCGAGAAGAAGUGUCUGAACGGGGGCUGCGGGGUGCCCGAGGAGGAGGAGGAGGAGGAGGAGGAAGGGCGGCGUGAGUCCGACUCGGAGGACGAGAGCGCCCUGGACUGCGGGCUCAAGCUGAAGAAGGUGAGCUUCAUCGAGAAGGCGGAGCGGCGCGGCGGGGGCGGCGAGCCCGGCGGCGCCGAGGACGACAGCUUCCUCGAGGAGGGCAGCCCCACCAUGGUGGAGAAGGGCAUGGACCCCGCCUCCGUCUUCGAGCUGUGCGAGGAUGAGGAGGAGGCCGAAGGCCACCCCGGCAGCCCCGCCAAGGCGCCGGAGCCGGCCGCCACCCUGCGCGCGGGCCGGAGGAGGAGGGCGGCCGAGAGCCGGGAGGAGGAGGAGGGUGAGGAGGAAGGCAGGAGGCAGAACCGGGCCUCCUGGAUCGACCCGCCGGAGGAGGACUAUUCCACGCAGCUGACGCAGGCCGAGGUGGAGAGCUGCAUGAAGAAGUACGAGGACACCUUCCAGGACUACCAGGAGAUGUUCAUCCAGUUCGGCUACGUGGUGCUCUUCUCCUCCGCCUUCCCCCUGGCCGCCAUGUGCGCCCUGGUGAACAACGUCAUCGAGAUCCGCAGCGACGCCUUCAAGCUGUGCACGGGGCUCCAGCGCCCCUUCGGCCAGCGGGUCGAGAGCAUCGGGCAGUGGCAGAAGGUGAUGGAGGCCAUGGGCGUCCUGGCCAUCGUGGUGAACUGCUACCUGAUCGCCCAGUGCGGCCAGCUGCAGCGCCUCUUCCCCUGGCUCAGCCCCGAGGGAGCCAUCAUCUCCGUGGUGGUGCUGGAGCACUUCGCCCUCUUCCUCAAAUACAUCAUCCAAGUGGCCAUCCCCGACAUCCCCGCCUGGGUGGCCGAGGAGAUGGCCAAGCUGGAGUACCAGCGCCGCGAAGCCUUCAAGAAGCACGAGCGCCAGGCGCAGCAUCACUUCCAGCAGCAGCAGCGGCGCAAGCGGGAGGAGGAGGAGCGGCAGCGGCACGCCGAGUACCAGGCCCGCAGGGAGCGCGAGGCCAGCCGCGACGAGGCCAAGGCCGAGCCCGCCGGGCAGGACCCGGCCCACGACAGGAGCCAGGGCAAGGGCAAGGGCUCCGCGGCCGCCUCGCACGCCUCCGACAAGCCCAAGAGACCCAGCUCCCUCCUGGCCACCAACAACGUCAUGAAGCUGAAGCAGAUCAUCCCGCUGCAGGGCAAGUUCCUCUCCGGGGGGGCCGGGGCCGCCGGCACGGCCGCGGCCAGGUCCCCCCAGUCCCCCACCGGCAGCGAUAACAAGCUCCCCGGAUUCCUCAGCUUCAAGUUCCUCAAGUCACCGGAGACUAAGCGGGACGCGGGGACCGAGAAGGUCCAGUCGCCCACCAAGCCGUUCAACCCCGGCAAGCUCUUCAACUUCGGCAAGUCCGAAGGGGCCGGGGGCAACGGCGCUGCGGCCGCCGCCUCGCCCCAGCCCCGGCCCGGGCCCUCCUCGGAGGCGGGCGAGAAACCAGCCCCCAGCAAGUCCCAUCUCAACGGGGUGCCGGACGAGGGGGGCCGCGAGGAGCCGGAGCUCCGGGCCGAGGAGGAGAGCGGAGGCUACAGGCUUUGACCAGGGGC